Molecule: messenger RNA, 2270 nt
Organism: Scophthalmus maximus (turbot)
Lineage: Eukaryota; Metazoa; Chordata; Actinopteri; Pleuronectiformes; Scophthalmidae
Gene: aatf
Product: apoptosis antagonizing transcription factor
Exons: 1
Coding region: 77-1747 (556 amino acids)
Biological process (GO): regulation of transcription by RNA polymerase II
Cellular component (GO): nucleus; nucleolus
Source: RefSeq, a predicted model, not a curated record
UAACGUCAUCACCUUCUGCAGCUCGGUGCAGUCCCGUCUACAUCACACGUGUGGUUGCCCGUAAGACGUGUCCCCAAUGGCAGGCUCGUUUUCUCAGCAGCUCGAGGAUCUGUUGAAUCCUUUGCCCAAAUUCGCCGACCCAGAGGACGAUGGUGACGAGACGACCAAAGCCAGAGUCGUCGACAAGUUCAAUGAGGACGACGACGACGACGACGAAGACGGACUCGGCCUCAGUGCCCUGCGGAAGCACAACACAUCCCUGCUCUCGGACACAGACGGGCGCUACGUGGGGAAAGCUGUCUCUCGUAAACAGCUGCUGAUGGAUAUUGGAGGAUCCGGUGAGGAGGAUGAGGAGGAGGAUGAUAUUGAUGAUGAUGAUGAUAGGGAUAAGGAGGAAGAGGGUGGUAGCAUAGAAGGGCAAGAAGGUGAUGAUUCUAUGGUGGAUGAAGAGGCAGAUGAUGAUGACAAUCUGGAGGAAGAUGAAGAUGAUGAUGAUGAGGAGUUAGUGGGUAAGAAGAAAGGUUCUGACAUGACCUUCCCUCAGGGAGUGGACUUCCACAAGCUGACAGAGGGCAUGGACGACCUGGGGGUGAGUGAAGAUGAUGCUGGUUAUGACGACAGUGCAGAGGAGACUGAAGGCAGCGACGAGGACGACGCCUCCGAUGACGAUGACAUGGAGGAUGACGGAGAUGGCGAUGAGGAGGGAACUGUGCGCACGUUUUCUAAAGAGAAAAUAGACGAGGAGGUGGAGAAAGGCAAAGCCGUCAAGAACCAGCUGGCCCUGUGGGACCAACUGCUGGAGGGACGGAUCAAAAUCCAGAAAGCGCUGGCAACAGCCAACCAGCUUCCACAGCCGCAGACUCUCCCGGAGUUCAGGAGGAGGGGCGGUGGCGAGGUUGCGGGGGCGCUGAAGAACACCCACAAGGCUUUGAAGGCUCUCCAAAGGUCCCUGCUGGAGCUGCACGACCAGCUCCUGUGCCAGAACGCGGACACGAGGCCCAUCGCUGUGGGGAAGACCGGGGCGCAGGGUGAGGACGAGGAGAUUAACAGUGACGAGGACGAGGAGGCGCCAGCGCAGGAGGCCGGAGCACCCAAGAGAAAACUGGAGAUGGCGGAGUACCCGGACUUCAUGGCCAAGCGCUUUGCCGCCUUCGAGCCUUACCGCAACGCCACGCUGCAGAAGUGGCAUGACAAAACGAGACUGACCAUGGGUAAGAGCAGCAAGGGCUUCGGGGCCUUUGAUAGGAACAUAUUGACUCAGGUGGAGCAGGUGCUGAUGGACAAAGAGCGGCUGGUGCGGCGCACACAGACCCGUCGCUCUGAAUACAGAGUCCUGGGGAAGAAGGAGGCCUCUGCUCUCGCCUCCGAGACUGUCCCCGCUGAGGGCGAGGCGGCGGAGCACCAGCUGAGGGCCAACACACACCUCAAAGACGUGGACGCGGACAUAUUCGACGACGACGACUUCUACCACCAGCUGCUCAGAGAGCUCAUCGAGCGCAGGACGAACGCGGCCGAUCCCAACGACCAGGUGGCCAUGGGCAAGCAGUGGCUGGCCAUCCAGAAGCUGCGCAGCAAGAUCAAGAAGAAGGUGGACACCAAAGCCAGCAAGGGGCGCAAAGUGCGAUUCCACAUCCACAGUAAGCUGAUGAAUUUCAUGGCCCCCGUCGACCAGAGUUCGGUGAGCGACGAGGCACGCAGCGAACUGUACCGCGGUCUCUUCGGUCAGAGCUCCUGUGUCAGGGAGUGACGCUGAGGAGGUUCCCCCAUGGAGCGGAGGCUCAGUCCCGGGAUACGAACAAAGCAGCGACUUCUCCACAUACGCAGGAAUGAUGUAAAGCAGCAAGUUCGGAAGAGAACAGAGACGGGGCCUGCUGUUCGUCAGGAGAGCCUCUUCCGGCUGGGCGGGACAGUUACAGUGCUCUUACCUUGCAGCAAUAAACUGGACUCAGAGGGGACACAGUUCUAAAGUAAUACUUUAAUUCUGAGGAACAUUUCCAUUGUGUGUUGGCCAGUUUGUGAUUAAAAAUGUAAUUUGUACGCAAGUGCAUGUUAGGUGGACUAGAAGGAAACAAAUGUCUAAUGUUUUUUUCUGUCAUCAAUCUCAUAAUUCAAGUAAAGUGUAAACUUAAAAUUUCCUGGUGUUUUUUUUACAUCAUGUGCUGUCCUAACUCCAUAUAACAAACUUUACAGUAUACUAAUCAUUGUUCUAUACUGCUUUUGCAGUUGAUAUACACAUCAGGGCUGCAACUAAAGAUUAUUUUCAUAAUCGA